CGCGCAGGGAUGGCGACUGUGAUCCUGGAGCCCGCGGGCCGCAGCAGCUGGGACGAGCCCGUGCGCAUCGCCGUGCGAGGUCUGUUCCCGGGACAGCCCGUCACGCUGCGCGCGUCCCUGCGCGACGAGAAUGGCGCGCUCUUCCGGUCCCACGCGCGGUACGAAGCGGACGCCGGCGGCGGCCUGGACCUGGCGUGCGCACGCGCGCUGGGCGGCAGCUUCACGGGGCUCGAGCCCAUGGGGCUGCUUUGGGCGCUGGAGCCCGAGAAGCCUUUUUGGCGGUUUGUGAAGCGGGACGUGCAGACGCCCUUCGCCGUGGAGCUGGAGGUGCUCGAGGGCCACAAGCCUGACGCCAGGCGGCUCCUGGGCUGGGCGAUGCUGGAGCGCGCCUUCCUGCGGCCGGGGGUGCGGCGGGUGCCGGUGCGCGAGGGCCGGUUGCGCGCCACGCUCUUCCUGCCGCCAGGACCUGGACCUUUCCCAGGGAUCAUUGACAUCUUUGGAGUUGCAGGAGGCCUGUUGGAAUAUAGAGCCAGCCUUCUGGCUGGUCAUGGCUUUGCCACGUUGGCGCUAGCUUUUUAUAACUUUGAAGAUCUUCCCAAUGAAUUGGAUAUCAUAGACCUGGGCUACUUUGAAGAAGCUGUGUGUUACAUGCUUCAACACUCCCAGGUAAAGGGCCCAGGCAUUGGGCUUCUGGGCUUUUCUUUAGGGGCUGAUAUUUGUCUCUCCAUGGCCUCAUUUUUAAAGAACAUCUCAGCCACAGUUUCCAUCAAUGGCUCUGGGAUCUGUGCAAACAGACCUAUACACUACAAGCAGACUUGCAUCCCUCCAUUGGGCUUUGAUCUGAGGAGAAUCAAGGUCGUUUACUCAGGCCUCCUGGACGUUGUGGAUAUACGGAAUGAUGCUGUAGGAGGGUGUGAGAACCCCAGCAUGAUUCCAAUUGAGAAGGCCCAGGGGCCCAUCCUCUUCAUCGUUGGUCAGGAUGACCAUAACUGGAGUAGUGAGUUAUAUGCCCAAAUAGCAUCUGAACGGUUACAGGCCCAUGGAAAGGGAAAACUUGAAAUCAUUUCUUAUCCUGGGACUGGGCAUUACAUUGAGCCUCCUUACUUCCCCCUGUGCCCAGCUUCUAUGCAUAAAAUACUGAACAAACCUGUGAUCUGGGGUGGGGUGCCCAGGGCUCAUUCUAAGGCCCAGGAAGAUGCCUGGAAACAAAUUCUAACCUUUUUCUGCAAACAUCUUGGAAGACCCCAGAAAAUAGCUUCUCCCAAAUUGUAAUGUGUUGGGCCUGUUGUCUACAUGAGAAAUUCAAGGUCAGAUUAUGGUGUUAUAAUAAUCAUAUGUGAAUUGGUUGUCCCUUGGAUAACAUUAAGUUCAUGUUGUGGGUAUUAAUGAUGUGUUUU
Hyaena hyaena (striped hyena) is the source of this 1397-nucleotide messenger RNA. RefSeq names its product acyl-CoA thioesterase 4 (gene ACOT4). The transcript is spliced from 3 exons. The coding region runs from base 10 to 1272 and encodes 420 amino acids. Gene Ontology annotation, biological process: acyl-CoA metabolic process; fatty acid metabolic process. Gene Ontology annotation, molecular function: fatty acyl-CoA hydrolase activity. Gene Ontology annotation, cellular component: peroxisome. The record is from RefSeq and is a predicted model, not a curated record. NCBI's taxonomy places the organism in Eukaryota, Metazoa, Chordata, Mammalia, Carnivora, Hyaenidae.